Messenger RNA from Labrus bergylta (ballan wrasse), 2552 nucleotides. It is a transcript of the gene fstl1b, whose product is annotated as follistatin-like 1b. Gene Ontology annotation, biological process: regulation of BMP signaling pathway; multicellular organism development; cell differentiation. Gene Ontology annotation, molecular function: protein binding; calcium ion binding. The record is from RefSeq and is a predicted model, not a curated record. Lineage: Eukaryota; Metazoa; Chordata; Actinopteri; Labriformes; Labridae.
UCCUCCGCGCUCCUCACAUUUCUUCAAAAUCACGGACCUCCUGCUCGCCUCCGUCCCGACAAAACAUCCAGACACAAGCUUCAGCUCCGGCUUCCUCCUCCUCCUCCUCCUCUUCCUCCUCCUCUGAGGUUUUCGAGCGGAGCUGCUUUUUCACAAAAUGAUGUCGAGAGGUAUCAGUGUGGUCCUUCUGUUGGCCCUGGCUGUCUGUAACGCAGAGGAGGUGCAGAGCAAGAGCAAAGUGUGCGCCAAUGUGUUCUGUGGGGCCGGGAGAGAGUGUGCUGUCAACGAGAAGGGGGAGCCCAGCUGUCUGUGUAUAGAGAGCUGUAAGCCCCACAAGAGAUCUGUGUGUGGCAGCAACGGGAAGACGUACAGAAACCACUGUGAGCUCCACAGGGACGCCUGUCUGACCGGCCUGAAGAUCCAGGUCGCCCACGAUGGACACUGCCAGGAGAAGAAAACCGAGCAGAUUGCUGCCAGCCCAGUUGUUUGCUAUGCCGCUGAUCGCAACGAGCUGAGGGGUCGUGUGAUCCAGUGGCUGCAGACCGAGGUCGUCCCGGACGGCUGGUUCGUCAAGGGAUCCAACUUCUCUGACAUCCUGCUCAAAUACUUCAAGUCUUAUGAUAACGGUGACUCUCAGCUGGACUCCUCAGAGCUGCUCAAGUUCAUCCAGCAGAAUGACUCUGUCGUGGAGAUGCAGUCUUACGCAGACCAGGAGAGCAACAAGCUGCUCAGGAGCCUGUGCAUCGACGCCCUCAUCGAACUCUCUGACGAGAACGCUGACUGGAAGCUGAGCUUUGAUGAGUUCCUCAACUGCCUGAAGCCCGGCUUCAAUCCCCCAGAGAAGAAAUGUGCCUUGGAAGAUGAGACAUACGAGGACGGGGCGGAGACCCAGGUCGAGUGUAACCGCUGUGUUUGUGCCUGUGGUAACUGGGUCUGCACUGCUAUGACCUGCACUGACAAAACAGCAGCUGUGGAUGAGGCAGUCGAUGCUGGAGCAGAGAUGACUGAGGAGGAGUGGAACCUCAGAGUGGCCGAGCUCAACAAGCAUCAGGAAACCGUUGAGAAGAUGAAGACCAGCACAAAGGAGGCCUAAACAAGGAUGCAAUGAAGGAGAGGAUGCACAUCAUCACCCCUUUCUCCAUACUUGAUUUAACUUGCGGCCAUGUGUUGUUUUGAAACUGACUUUUUUUUCAUGUUUCUCUGCUAUGUUAAUUAUUACACUUUUUUUUUUUUUUUUUUUUUUUUACAACGUUUUUGUGUUUGUGUUAUUGUUUGUUAGAUUCAGGGGCAAUCGAAGAGUAUUAUUGGAUUCCCUCAUGUUCAGUACUGUCAUAUUUGAUUGUAUUACCGCGCCUCUACACUAGCCUUGGGGCUAUUUUUACUACAAUCCGUAUAUUUUUACAGUUAUUAUAAGAAAAAAAGGCAUUUUGUUUGUUGUUUUGGGGAUAAGAAAGUCGUUAUUUUGGAGGGUUGUUUGGUUAGGAGAGUGGAGAAAACAACUGUUAAAAUCAGGGGGGCUGUCGGAGAACUACUUGACACCUAGUGCAGCGUGUGUGGACUCUCAUCGGUUUCACAGUCAACAGGUCGGUUAAGGAUGAGAGAGUAAGGCUACUACAGAUUUGGUUUUGCUGCCGUCCAGAACUGCCACAGCAGGCCACUAUUUGAUUAAUGCACUUCUCUGCCUUCUCUCUUUGUCUUUCUUUUUCUUAAAUUUAUCAAUAUAUUUUUUUUUAAUCUUCCGGCUAAAGUUAAAAUUUUGCUUCAAGAAAUGUUUGCUUUUAUGUACAGUACGUUAUUGGCUUGAGUUGCAACUCAAUCUUGUUCACAUGUUAUGCUCAGGCAAGUCUCUGUGGUGCUUUUUUAACAUUUCUCUGUCGGUGGUCUCUGACAUUUUCUCAGACAAGAGACAUAGUGGUCCAUCUUUCAGUGCAGAGCCGCACAGCUGCACCUCGGUGAGACCUGAUCUGAAUAUAGCAUGGUGAAAACUGAAACCAAAGUCUUAUUGAAGUGUUUGAAUGUUGUACUAAAUUCUCCAGGUAAAACAUUACUCUGGACCCAGCAACAACACUAUACCUGUGCUUUCAAAAUCAUUCGAACAGAAGGACUAGCCUCACUGUCAGCUGUAGUAGCUUAGACGCAUCGAUAACUGGGUGCAUUUAAAUCGUGUGCAUGCGUGUGUGAAUGUGUGUGUGUGUGUGUGUGUGUGGUAUUGAUGCUAAGAGUAGUGGGGUUUGUUUAAAUGUGUUUAUUUGAUAAAAGCCUGUUCCUGAAUUGGGAGGUUUGACAAUACAAAUCAGUGCCUUAGACCUGCAAACCGUGUGUCUCUACCUUUGCCUCCACCGAGGCUAAAAUGCCGAUCGCCGGAGCAACAGAGUGAGUGUGCUUUGCUGAAGUUUAGCAGUGAACUAGUGCUUUGUGACUCUACCCCUGAUACAUGCCUGUGUGAAAGUUGCUUUACUAGGUUCAGGCUAAAAUCUUUAUAUUCCACUAAAUGUGCAGAGACUGUAAGGAAUACAUAUGUAUGCCAAUAAAGCCCAUAAACCACAACAUUA